Messenger RNA from Styela clava, 1027 nucleotides. The record is from RefSeq and is a predicted model, not a curated record. NCBI's taxonomy places the organism in Eukaryota, Metazoa, Chordata, Ascidiacea, Stolidobranchia, Styelidae.
GAUACGUUCCCUAAAUUACUUACUGGUUAGUCUUAGAGCUAUCAACUUUUUAAAACCAUGGAAAAGAAAUUUGAAGAAUUUACACGUAAAUUGGAUCUCAUGGAAAGUAGAAUAACAAAAAACCUAAAAAUAGAGAUCAAGGCAAUUGUGGAGGAAAGUUUAAAAGAUUUGCUUGAAGAGUCCAUCAACGAGCAUGACAAAAAAAUUUCAACCCAAAUAGAUGAGUCAGUGCUUAACAACACUCAGCAAUUGACGGAGCGUCUAGAAGUCAUGUUCCAGCAGUCUGAUACACUGAUGGGCAAAGUGGACAUGCUGGUUGAAGAUCUAAAUAGCAUUCGUAUGGUAAAUACUACUCUCCAAAGCGAUGUUCAAAUCGUUAAAGCGAGCCAGGAAUUCAUAAACGCUGAAUUUGAAAUCCAAAAAAGUUACCUGGCGGAACUUCAUACCAAAGUAGAGGAGCUAUCAGCUUCAAAUAACGCGCUCAGAGCAUUAGUUUCAACUCUUCAGCUUAGAUUCGAUAAGGUUUUCGAGGACUUGGCACAAUAUAUAAGAAGAGAGAAUUUAGAAUUUCAUGGCAUCCCGUAUAUAGAGGGUGAAAAUACAGAUGAUCUCGUAAUAAAAAUGGGCAAACUUCUGAACAUCAAUGUAGAACGUCUUGAUAUUUCAAUCUCACACAGACUGCCUCGGCGGGAUAAAUCAAAAAUCCCCCCUAUCAUAGUUAGAUUCACUAACAGGAAUAAACGGAAUGAAUUUGUUGACAAGAAGCGCACCACAUCCAGCAUUGGAAAUUUCGGAAUCACCGGUAUGAAAACUCUUUACAUUAAUGAAAAUUUGACUGACUUUAGAAACAACUUGUUAUACAACGCCCGUAUGUCAAAAAAAACUAAUAAAUACGAGAGACUCUGGACAACGAAUGGAAACAUAUUCAUGAGGAAAAAUAAGGAUUCCCCUAGAAUUCAAAUCAGAAAGCUGGCCGAUAUUGGAAACUUGGUAUGAUCAACUGUAUUCCAUAGUAGGUCUUAUUUUU